Molecule: messenger RNA, 2412 nt
Organism: Parasteatoda tepidariorum (common house spider)
Lineage: Eukaryota; Metazoa; Arthropoda; Arachnida; Araneae; Theridiidae
Biological process (GO): regulation of transcription by RNA polymerase II
Cellular component (GO): nucleus
Molecular function (GO): protein binding
Source: RefSeq, a predicted model, not a curated record
UUUUACAGGCAUUUUACAAUAUAUUUUAAUUUUGCCCUUAAAAAUUGGACACUAGCAACGCCCAUGAUGGUGAAAUACAAUUACCUAUGAAAAACUUGCCAAUCAGCGUACUUUUCUAACCCAAGUUUUAGUUUUAUCCCAUACAUGAAAUUAAAAAAAGAAACAAUGGAAUUUGAGAAAACUCGCUGCUCAUCAGUUAACGCAUUAAUGUAAACGCUGUUAAUGCGUUGGAAAUUCGGGUUUUAUUCAAAUCACACCUUUUGCCUUACAGAAAUAGACAGCUAAAAGCGCACGAAAAUUUAAAUUUCGGUUAAUGUAAACAAAGUACUGCUUGAAGUGGGGAUUCACGUACAAUUAAAUCAAAGCUGAACUAUUUUACUAUAAUUUUCUGUGCUACAAUGGCUAAAAAAAUAUGUUUAAAAUGGAAUAACCACACGAGUAAUUUGCUUGAAGUUUUCGAAAAUUUAUUAUCCACGGAAUUAUUUGUGGAUGUUACACUAGCCUGUGAUGGGUUGAGUCUCAAAGCACAUAAAAUUGUGCUCUCUGCUUGCAGUCCUUUUUUUAAACGACUAUUUUCGGAAAAUCCCAGUAAGCACCCUAUCGUCAUAUUGAAAGACAUAAAAUAUUGUGACCUCCAAGCUGUCAUCAAGUUUGUAUAUAGUGGAGAGGUGAAUAUUUCUCAAGAUCAACUCUUAUCAUUUCUUUUAACAGCUGAAACACUGAAAGUAAAAGGUUUGGAAAAAGUCACAGCAGAAAAUAGACAUGCUUUAGGACUCGAGAAGCAAAAACAUACAGAAAAAGCGACUUUGUCAACACCUAUAACGCCUUCAAUCACACAAUCAACUGAAAAUACCACCAGAUCACCUAUGCAACGCAAGAAAAGGAAAACGCGUCAGAAACGACCCCUUAUGGAUUUAUGUCCUAGUGAUGAUGAAGGAGUUGCUCCAAAAAUGAAAGCAAGAGCAUCGCCUGAUAUAGAGGAAUUAUUUGAGAGUGAAAUAAUAGAUAUUACUAGUGAUAUUCGAUCAGGUGGGGGCCCAAGCUCACUAUUUAUGGUUUCAUUACAUUCAUCGAAAAAAAAUUCACCCAAGAAAUCUUGUCCAUCAGUCUUCCGAGAUUCUAAAACAACUGAUGAUGUUAAUGAUUUAGAAAUAGAGCCUUCAAAUCUAUUAGAACAAACGUUAAUUGUAGAAAAUGAAUCUUUUGUUAAUCAAAAUAAUACAGAACAUGCACAACUCCCACCUGUGAGUGGUAUAGAAACUUCUGGGGAGUCAAUAAUAAGUUCAGAUAUCCCCGAACAAACCAUUAUUUCGACACCAGAUUCUAAUUUAUUAACACCCAAUAGCCCUCCAGAUAUUAAACAGGAAAUUGUGACCAUUGAUGAUGUGUCUAUAUCUCCGGUUCCUGGCCCAUCUCAUAGCUCUGGAAGAUCACUGAUACAGUCAGACCACACAGAUGUAUCUGAUGUAUAUCGACCUAAAUUGAGUAACGAUGUUGCAAAACGUAAAUCAGCAGCUAAGAGAAAAGCUACUGUCAGAAGGAAAAAACAAUCAAAGGGAUCUGAUUCUAUAAAUAAAAAAGAACCAUGGAGGCAGGUUCUUCAUAUGUGUUCUGAAUGUUCUUACACAAAUGCAAACAUUGAAGAACUUGUAAGUCAUGUUGAAUUUCAUAAGAAAUCAGCUAUUCAGUGUAACUAUUGUAAGAUUGAUUUUACUGAGUUACGUAAUUCGGAGAAUUCGCCAGCGGUUCGUGAAAAUGUUGUAGAUUGUGACAUUUGUGAUCACUGCUUUUGUUCUAAGAUGGCUCUUUUGACUCAUAAAUUAUUACAUCAUUACUAAUUUCAUGUUUGAAAGAAUUAGAACUUCAACCAUUUCAAUGCAUCUUUAAAUCAAAAUUUUUAAAUUGUUAUUAGCUUUGAAUCUAAUAUUAAUGUACGUUUUAACUAUUACCUUUGCUAUAAAAUAACUCAUUUCUUACUUGAUAUUUAAUCAUGAUAUAUUUUAUUAAUAGAAACAAAUUAACGGAUCAAAUUAAUGAAUCAUUUCUAAACUGAGGUUCAAUCAUGAUCUUAUUUAUACAUUAUUUAUUAGGCAAUUUACAUUACUAGUUUUAAACUCAAUGAAAUUUUAUAAGUUUUUAUUCAAUUUAGUGAUCAAAUUAUUAAAUCUUUUCUCUUUAAGUGCAAUCAGCCAAUUAUUACUCACGUCUUUAUAAAUAUGAUUUAUUUAAGUGCUCAAGUUAUUAUGAUUUUUAUUGUAUAUAAUUAUGAUACACUAGUUUUAGAAUUUUAGUCUGAUAUAAAGUAUUAAAAAUUUGUUGUAUAUUCAGAUUUGUAAAACACUUUUCAUUAUUUUUAUAGUUAAAAUUGCUUUGUUACAUUUCGAUUUUAAAUAAAAUUCUGUUCGACACAUA